UCUAGACCUGGCAAAACUAAUCAGUUUUCUUUUCCUCCCUUUCUUCUUCUGAUGGAGAGUUCCUUGAAUUCUUCUAAGAAUAAAGCUAUAUCUUCCAAAGGAAAAACAAGGGUUGAUAAUUGUCCUGAGGAAAGUGGUUGGACUAUAUAUUUUGAGGACUUCUUGUCCAACAACCAGGAAACUACCUCUCGUUCUUCGGGUUUUGUUAGCUCUUCAUUGGUUUCUGAUGCCGCUUCUUGUGCUGCACGGAAAAAGUUUUCCGAUCAAGAUGGUGGUUCCGUUGGCUGUUAUUCACUGGUGGGAUCUCAGAAGUCCUGUAAGGAAUUAAGUUUCAAGAAGAGGAUGAGAACCAAGGGAGUUUGGGAUGAUGAUGAUUUAGAGGAUACUGCUAGCUCUCCUGUUAAUAGUCCCAAGGUUAGUAAUCUCAAACAGUUGGAUUUAAACCAAAGAAAGAAAGAUGAUCCUCUAGAAAGGUUUAAGAAGGGAAGUUCUUCUGGUCAGUACUCUUCAGAAAUGCAGACAAACGAGGGAAGUGAAUCGAUCGAGUUUUAUUGGGGGAGAAAAUGAUUGUACAGCACUGAAGAAAAGAGGGCUACUUUUGGUUCCUUCAUCCACGUUAUUCAACAAUCUUGGAUAAAUCCUUGUUAUCAUCUUUCCUUCUCUGGUCAUAGGCACAUGACACGAAAGAAAUUGAAUUGAUUUUAUUGUUUGAUAAAAUGACUCUACAGAAUUGCAGGAGAGGAUUUUGCUGGGUC
Molecule: messenger RNA, 755 nt
Organism: Nelumbo nucifera (sacred lotus)
Lineage: Eukaryota; Viridiplantae; Streptophyta; Magnoliopsida; Proteales; Nelumbonaceae
Product: vascular-related unknown protein 4-like
Biological process (GO): xylem development
Source: RefSeq, a predicted model, not a curated record